AGUCUUCGAUUAGACACUGUUCAGUUAAGAUCUCGUUCGGAAUACUCAAGCGGUUGGUUGCCGCUUUCCCCGCUUUUGAAAAGAUUUAAAAUAAUUUGUGAUAAUAAAAAUAGACAACAUUAAAAAGCAACAACAACAUUCCUACGGAGGUGGUGCCUUUGCCGAGCCAAUUCAUAAGAAACAUAAAAGAGUUGGUUAAAAAAUAAAAACAAUACAAAAAAAUCAGGUUUUUAGAACUUGAAUUGGUGGUCGAAAACAGAAUAAAAAAAACACACAAAAUUGUUAAUUAAAUUCAAAAAAAAAAACAUGUCACUUGCAAAUGGUAAUGGUGUAGUACACAUGCAGAAUGGAAAUUUGAAUUCCACUCUGGUGUUCUUUGUCAACGGCAAAAAGGUGGUCGAUCCAAACCCCGAUCCAGAAUGCACUCUGCUAACGUACUUGCGCGAGAAACUUCGGUUAUGUGGCACCAAAUUGGGUUGUGGCGAAGGUGGAUGCGGUGCUUGCACCGUAAUGAUAUCUCGCAUGGAUCGCCAAACGAAUACCGUUAAACAUUUGGCGGUAAAUGCAUGCCUAACACCCGUUUGCGCCAUGCACGGACAUGCUGUAACUACUGUGGAAGGUAUUGGCAGCACUCGCACUAAACUCCAUCCUGCUCAGGAGCGUAUAGCCAAAGCCCAUGGAAGUCAAUGUGGCUUCUGUACACCUGGCAUUGUAAUGUCCAUGUAUACUUUGCUCAGAAAUUCCUCUCAACCCUCAAUGAAAGAUUUAGAGGUAGCCUUCCAGGGUAACUUGUGCCGUUGUACAGGAUAUCGUCCAAUUUUGGAAGGUUACAAGACCUUUACGCAAGAGUUUGCUUGUGCCAUGGGAGAUAAAUGUUGCAAAGUGAAUGGCACUAAAUGUGGUGCAGACCAAAAUGGCACUGCGUCCGAUGAUAAAUUAUUUGAAAAAAGUGAAUUUGUUCCCCUUUAUCCUAGCCAAGAGCCAAUAUUCCCCCCAGAACUGCAACUGAAUAAACAAUGGGAUACUGAGUCGUUGACCUUCAAAAGUGAACGGGUAACUUGGUAUAGACCAUCCACAUUGGAGGAAUUGCUGAGACUGAAGGCGCAAUUUCCUCAAGCCAAACUUGUGGUUGGCAACACCGAAGUGGGUGUAGAGGUGAAAUUCAAACAUUUCCUAUAUCCCGUCUUAAUCAAUCCCACUAAAGUGGCCCAAAUGACCGAAGUGGUGGAGUCGCCUGAAAGUGUUUAUUUCGGAGCCUCCGUCAGUUUAGUGGACAUUGAGAAGUAUUUACGUGAACGCAUGGCCAAAUUGCCCGAACAUGAAGUUCGCUUCUUCCAAUGUGCUGUGGACAUGUUGCACUACUUUGCCGGCAAGCAAAUCCGCAGUGUAGCCUCCCUGGGUGGCAACAUUAUGACUGGCAGUCCCAUCUCCGACAUGAAUCCCGUGCUGAUGGCUGGUUUGGUUAAAUUGAAGGUGGCCAAGUUUGUUGGGGACAAAAUUCAAUACCGUGAUGUCAUUAUGGACUCCAAAUUCUUUACCGGAUAUCGUAGAAAUGUCUUGGAACCCCAGGAAGUCUUGAUGGGAAUUCACUUCCCUAAGACUCUACCCAAUCAGUAUGUGGUAGCUUUCAAGCAAGCUCGUCGCCGCGAUGAUGACAUUGCCAUUGUCAAUGCAGCUGUGGAUGUCACCUUUGAGGGGAAAACGGAUCGAGUGCAAAAAGUUUGUAUGGCCUUUGGUGGCAUGGCUCCCACCACCGUUAUAGCGGUGCGUUCUUGUGAAAUGAUGGUACAACAGAAAUGGAAUCGUGUCCUAAUGGAGCGGGUGAUGGAGAAUCUAUGUGCCGAAUUGCCUUUGGCUCCUUCGGCCCCAGGAGGUAUGAUUGCCUAUCGUCGAUCCCUGGUAGUAAGUCUUUUCUUCAAGGCCUAUUUGAAAAUAACACAACAACUCAUGAGGGAUGGGGUAUUGCCCAAGGAUUUCUUGGCCAAGGAUGAGCUGAGUGGUGGCGAAGUUUUCCAUACUCCGGUGUUGAAGAGCUCACAGCUAUUUGAGAAGGUGGUGUCUACACAAGCCAACUGCGAUCCUGUGGGUAGACCUCAAGUCCACGCCUCGGCUUACAAACAAGUUACCGGAGAGGCCAUUUACUGCGAUGAUAUACCCCGCACCGAGGGUGAAUUAUAUUUGGCUCUAGUUUUAAGCACCAAAGCCCAUGCCAAAAUUCUUAACAUCGACCCCUCGGAGGCUUUGGCUAUGCCCGGAGUUCAUGCCUUUUACUCGAGCAAAGACAUAACAGCCCAUCAGAAUGAAGUGGGUCCUGUCUUCCACGAUGAAGUGGUCUUUGCCACCGAUGUUGUGCACUGUCAAGGACAAGUGGUGGGCGCAAUUGUAGCCGAUAACCAAGCCUUGGCCCAGAGGGCAUCUCGCAAAGUUAAAGUGGAGUAUGAGGACAUAACACCAGCCAUUAUCACCAUAGAACAGGCCAUAGAACACAAAUCCUACUUCCCUGGCUAUCCUUGGACUGCCCAAACAGGCGACGUGGAGAAGGCAUUUAAAGAAGCUGAUCAUAUUCAUGAGGGAACCUGCCGCAUGGGCGGCCAGGAACAUUUCUAUUUAGAGACCCAUGCCUCAUUUGCCAUGCCCAAAGAUUCCGAUGAAAUCGAAUUGUUCUCUUCCACUCAGCAUCCUGCCGAGGUGCAGAAACUGGUGUCCCAUGUGCUCUCUCUGCCAGCCCAUAAGGUCGUGUGCCGCGCCAAGCGUUUGGGAGGAGGCUUUGGCGGCAAGGAAUCUCGCUCCAUCUCGGUGGCAUUGCCCGUAGCCUUGGCCUGCUAUCGUUUGAGAAGACCCAUCCGAUGCAUGUUAGAUCGCGAUGAAGACAUGAUGAUCACCGGCACCCGACAUCCCUUCCUAUUCAAAUACAAAAUCGGCUUCACCUCCGAGGGCCGUUUGACCGCUUUAUAUGUGGAAUGCUACAACAAUGCUGGUUGGUCUAUGGAUCUAUCUUUCUCGGUUAUGGAGAGAGCCAUCUAUCACAUUGAGAACUGUUACAAAAUUCCCAACAUUAAAGCCAUUGGCUGGGUGUGCAAAACCAACCUGCCCUCCAACACUGCUUUCCGUGGCUUUGGAGGACCCCAAGGCAUGUUUGCCGCUGAGCAUAUCAUACGUGACGUGGCUCGUAUACUGAAUAAGGAUCUGCUGGAUGUAAUGAGACUCAACUUCUACAAACCUGGCGACAAGACUCACUACAACCAGACACUGGACAAUUUCCCAAUUGAAAGAUGCUUCGAGGAUUGCCUUAAACAGUCGAACUAUCACAAGAAGAAGCAAGAAGUGCAAGAAUUCAAUCGCAAUAAUCGCUACCGCAAGCGUGGCAUUACCGUCAUCCCCACCAAAUAUGGUGUGGCUUUUGGUGUUAAGCACUUGAAUCAGUCUGGAGCCUUAAUACACAUUUACACCGACGGCUCUGUGCUCUUGGCCCACGGUGGUGUAGAAAUUGGCCAAGGUUUACAUACCAAAAUGAUCCAAUGUUGCGCCAGAGCUUUAGGAGUUCCCUUCGAUUUGGUCCACAUAUCCGAGACGGCAACAGACAAGGUGCCCAAUACCUCACCAACGGCAGCCAGUAUGACAUCCGAUCUCAAUGGAAUGGCCAUUUUGAAUGCCUGUGAGAAAUUGAAUAAACGUCUGGAGCCCAUAAAGAAAGCCAAUCCCAAGGGAACUUGGCAAGAAUGGAUACAGCAGGCCUACUUGAACAGCAUUAGUCUGUCGGCUACAGGUUACUACAACUUGGACACUGUGGACUAUCAUCCUGUGAAUAAUCCCAAUUCUCAACUGUACAGUUAUUUCACCAACGGUGUGGGCGUGACUGUUGUAGAGAUUGACUGCUUGACUGGCGACCAUCAAGUCAUAAGCACCGACAUUGUCAUGGACAUUGGCUCGUCAUUGAAUCCAGCCAUAGAUAUUGGCCAAAUUGAGGGUGCCUACAUGCAGGGCUAUGGUCUAUUUACCCUGGAAGAAAUGGUUUACUCGCCUCAAGGCAUGGUCUAUUCUCGAGGACCUGGUAUGUACAAAAUACCUGGAUUCGCUGAUAUCCCCGGAGAAUUCAAUGUAACCCUAUUGACGGGAGCUCCCAAUCCCAGAGCUGUAUAUUCAUCGAAGGCCGUUGGCGAGCCACCCCUAUUUAUUGGCAGUGCCGCUUACUUUGCCAUCAUGGAUGCCAUUGCCGAUGCUCGCAAAGCGAAUGGUUGCAGUAAAGACUUUCAUUUGGAAUCGCCUGCCACUGGAGCCCGCAUUCGCAUGGCUUGCCAAGAUAAUUUGACUAAAUUGAUUGAUAUACCUGCUCCCGGUUCAUAUACUCCUUGGAAUGUUGUGCCAUAAACUAUAACGUGACAACACACACUUUGUUCCUUAAAUUCCUGGGCUUGGCCAGCAUUUAAUGUUAAAUUGUAUCCCAUAUAUAUAAAACAAUAUUAUUGUAUAGAAACAUUUGUAUAUUUUAGGAAUUCUAUUAAAAUUAAAUAACAAAUAUUUAAUAAAUGGAUAUUAAAUAUCUAUCACAA
Messenger RNA from Stomoxys calcitrans (stable fly), 4550 nucleotides. RefSeq names its product xanthine dehydrogenase. Bases 307 to 4368 code for a protein of 1353 amino acids. The record is from RefSeq and is a predicted model, not a curated record. The transcript has 4 exons. Gene Ontology annotation, molecular function: iron ion binding; 2 iron, 2 sulfur cluster binding; FAD binding. NCBI's taxonomy places the organism in Eukaryota, Metazoa, Arthropoda, Insecta, Diptera, Muscidae.